Messenger RNA from Acromyrmex echinatior (Panamanian leafcutter ant), 6216 nucleotides. It is a transcript of the gene Cadps, whose product is annotated as calcium-dependent secretion activator 1. Lineage: Eukaryota; Metazoa; Arthropoda; Insecta; Hymenoptera; Formicidae. The record is from RefSeq and is a predicted model, not a curated record. Gene Ontology annotation, biological process: synaptic vesicle exocytosis; dense core granule exocytosis.
AAGUAUUAUAAUAAUUAUAUUUCUUUCUCAUCUCUUUUUCUAUUCCCCUCUUCUCGUUCUUCUAUUCCUUUCCUUUCCACAAAACAAACGUCCGUUACAUAAUGCUCUUCAUCACCGCUGAUCUAAUCGCAGCCGUGAUAGCGCUUUUUAGUUUGGCUCUUUGUGAACUUAAUAACAUAAAACGCCGCUCCUCUUCUGCAAUCAUCCUUUGACCGAGGCGCAACGUAGAUAUUUCCCUCCCUUAAAAAUUUUGUGCCCUCUUGAUGGCUGCGCCAAAUUGGUCAUUAUUGUGACUCUCUCGCUUCGAUGCUUUUCAACUUUCUCAGUCUCUCUCUCUCUCUCUCCCAUUUUUGCAACCUCUUUUUUUCCCUUCAUCUUCCUUCUCUUCUUUCCAUUACUAUUUCUUCCUUCUCCCUCGCUUUGACUCCCUUUUCACUCCUCCUCUUCCAUUCUUCUUCUUCUCGUUGUUUUUCUCUUUUCUUCUUUCUCCUUUACUAAUAUCCUCUUCCUCUCCGGUUUUCCCACUCCCUGCACAUCCCCUUCUUCCACCUCUUCUCCCUACCACGUAGAACAGCAGUCGAGCGGUUGCAGUUGGAACACGCCAGCUUACGGAUCACGAAGGGUCUGUCCGUCCACUGCUUCCAUCCUCGCAGACGAUUCCUCUUCUCGUUCCUUCGAGCGCCAUUCGGCCUCUCUUUCUCCCUCUCUUUCUUUUUCUCAUUUUUCAUUUCUUGCUUUUUCUCUCCUCUCUAUCUCUUCCUAUCCUUGCAUUCUCCUCUCUUUCGAUUCUUCACGAAGAGACGUUCAUCCCGAGAGACGGACUUUCGUUCCGCCAUCGCACACCGCUCGAUCUACGACAUUCUAAGUGGAUACAGCACGUAUUGGUCAGACAUCGACGGACCAUACCGCCGUGGCAUCCAGUAGCAUCGUUGCUCGUGCCGUUUGCGUUCUUUCUCAGUUGUCAAUAUUUCAGCGGAAUGGCACUUUGACAGACUGAAGAAUUGCGACCACACACCGGUUAACAGGAGUUUUAUAGAAGAGCGUGACCAUCACUACGGAAGUAGUAAAACACGACGGCUCCGUGACCACGUGAAGCGGCUGGACCUCUUGUGAGGGGGGGGUCAAGAACCGCGUGCGUACCCCUUAGAGCAUUUCUUCUUGAACGAUGAUAGACCCAAGCUCAUCCGAGGAGGAGAGUGAGGAGGAUCAGAGCACACACCAUGGCAGCGGUGGCGGUGGUAGUGGCGGCGGUCGUGCCGGGAGCAGUAGCUCUCACGGUUCCCGUCGUCAUCCCGGAAGUAUUGGAAACGGUCCAGGUUCCGGUAGCGUCGGUUCGCUCGCAUCUAGCCUUACCGCCUCGCCUGGUGGUCCAAACCACGUAGGCGCUCCGAGCACCGCAAGUACCCAUGGAUCCGGAAGUCGUGCCACUGUGGGAUCACAGGAUACCACUGGGGCCGGUCUGGACGUGCCCAAUCUCACCAGCGCCAGAAACUCUUUGUCGCCAUCGAUGAGCGCGGCUCAAGAUGCCUCGAAUUAUGCUCAACGGCCCACUAGUCCGUCUCCUUCGGUGGCCAGCGAAAAGACAGAAGCGGAAUUGCAAGAUAAGCAAGAGAGGGAAGAAGAACAAAGGAAAACUCGGAUUCAGCUUUAUGUCUUCAUAUCUAGAUGUAUCGCUUAUCCAUUCAACGCCAAACAACCGAUGGACAUGACGCGAAGACCGAUGAAAGUUACGAAGCAACAACUGGAAACUAUAUGUUCUCGUUUUCAGAGUUUUUUGAAGGGUGAAACGCAGAUCAUGGCCGACGAGGCAUUCCAUAAUGCCAUACAAAAUUACUACGACGUGUUCCUCAAGUCAGACCGAGUGAUACAAAUGGUGCAGAGCGGUGGAUGCUCCCAGAGCGACUUCCGUGAGGUAUUCAAGAAGAACAUUGAGAAGCGUGUUCGGAGCCUCCCGGAAAUCGACGGACUGAGCAAAGAGACUGUGCUUACGUCUUGGUUGGCCAAAUUUGAUUGUAUUUUGAAAGGUACUGGUGACGAAGAUACUAAACGGCCUUCCAGGAUGCAACAGCAGUCUUUGAACUCGGAGCUAAUACUGUCAAAGGAGCAGCUGUACGACAUGUUUCAACAGAUACUCGGCAUCAAGAAGUUCGAGCACCAGCUUCUGUUCAACGCCCUCCUGUUGGACUCAGCCGAUGAACAGGCUGCCGCCAUCAGGAGGGAGCUGGACGGUCGCGUACAGAAAGUCAACGAGAUGGAGAAGAAUCGCAAGCUCUUGCCUAGAUUUCUUCUGAAAGAGAUGGAGUCGCUCUACAUCGAGGAGCAGAAGGUGUCUAUCAACCUGCUAAUGACUAAUUUGGAGUCGUUACCAGUCUCCAAAGGUUCGAUAGACAGCAAAUACGGGCUGCAGAAGCUGAAGCGCUACAACCAUCGUGGUGAGCGCUCCCGCUGCCGCGGCCAGGGUUCCCUCGCUAAACUGGAGGGCGACUCCGCCGAUUCCGAUCCCCAGCUGACGAAAAUGGACGUCGGCCUGACCUUCCAGCUGGAAGUAGUCGUAAUGGAGGUCAAGGGCCUCAAAAGCCUAGCACCUGAUAGAAUAGUUUAUUGCACUAUGGAAGUGGAGGGCGGCGAGAAGCUGCAGACCGAUCAGGCUGAGGCCUCCAAGCCUAUGUGGGACACUCAGGGUGACUUUACGACAAUGCACCCGCUGCCAGUGGUCAAGGUCAGAUUGUACACCGAAAAUCCAGCGAUGCUUGCACUUGAUGAUAAGGAGCUAGGCAAGGUGAUCUUACGGCCUACCCCACUGUCAUGCAAAGUGCCCGAAUGGCACCGCAUGAAUGUACCCAAGAACUGCGCCGAUCAGGAUCUACGUAUGAAGAUCGCCUGCCGUAUGGACAAGCCGCUUAACAUGAAGCACUGCGGCUACCUCUACGCGAUGGGCAAGUCCGUGUGGAAAAAGUGGAAGAAGCGGUACUUUGUGUUGGUCCAGGUCUCGCAGUACACAUUUGCGAUGUGCUCGUACAAAGAAAAGAAAAGCGAGCCGUCGGAAAUGAUGCAGCUCGAUGGCUAUACAGUGGACUAUAUCGAGGCCGUUUCCGCUAAUCUCAUGGUCGGCAUGGAUUUGGAGGGAGGAAGGUAUUUCUUCAACGCAGUUCGUGAAGGAGAUAAUAUAGUAUAUGCUUCGGAUGACGAGAACGAAUGUCAUUUGUGGGUGAUGGCAAUGUAUCGGGCGACUGGUCAGUCGCACAAGCCUACCCCGCCGGUCUCUGUAGUUGACAAAAAUUCAACCAUAAGUAAGAUUCAAGGUGAUGCCGACCGCGCGAAGAAGCACGGUAUGGAAGACUAUAUCAGUGCAGAUCCGUGCAAGUUUGACCAUCCAGGAUUAUUCAAGUACUUGCAGAAUUUGAUGCUGGACUAUAGGUUGAACGAUCCUUAUUGCUCGCUCGGCUGGUUCUCGCCCGGUCAAGUUUUUGUGUUGGAUGAAUACUGUGCCAGGUACGGCGUGAGCGGAUGCUUUCGGCAUCUCUAUUACCUUCAUGAUCUGUUGGACAGAAUCGAUCGCGGGCUUAUGAUAGAUCCGACAUUGAUGCACUAUAGUUUCGCUUUCUGUGCUAGUCAUGUUUAUGGUAAUACAACAUCUACCGAUCGCGUGACCUCGAUUACUCACGAGGAGAAAGAUAAAUUUCUGGAGAUUAAGGAACGACUGCGACAGAUUCUCGAAAACCAAAUCACCAACUUUAGAUACAGUUUUCCAUUCGGACGUCCGGAAGGCUCGUUGAAAGCGGCUCUAUCUCUUUUGGAACGCGUUCUUAUGAAGGAUAGCGUGACACCCGUGCCGCAGGAGGAAGUGAAGGCUCUCAUAAAGAACUGCUUAGAAACGGCGGCAUUGGUAAAUUACACAAAAUUAUCCGCCGAAGCAAAGAUCGAGGAUGAUCUUAGCGGCGAAGUGUGCGUGCCUCCUAGCAAGAAGCUAGAGGAUCUCAUACAUCUCGCCGAACUGUGCGUCGACCUGCUCCAGCAAAAUGAAGAACAUUAUUCGGAGGUAGCGUUCGCCUGGUUUAGCGAUCUUAUGGUGGAGCAUGCCGAGAUUUUCUGGUCGUUAUUUGCCGUCGACAUGGAUAAAGUACUGGCAGAGCAACCACCAGACACAUGGGAUAGCUUUCCACUGUUCCAGAUAAUGAACGAUUAUCUUAAGACUGACGACAAUUUGAAGAACGGAAGAUUCCAUCAGCAUCUACGCGACACGUUCGCGCCAUUGGUGGUACGUUACGUUGAUCUUAUGGAAACGUCGAUCGCUCAAUCGAUUCAUAAAGGCUUUGAGAAAGAACGAUGGGAGAUUAAGGGAAACGGUUGUGCCACAUCGGAGGAUCUCUUCUGGAAGUUAGAUGCGUUGCAGUCAUUCAUCGGCGGAUUACACUGGCCUGAUCAAGAGUUCAGGCAACAUCUUGAGCAGAGACUAAAACUGAUGGCAUGCGACAUGGUAGAAUCAUGCAUUCAGAGGACCGACGCGGCCUUCCAGCAGUGGCUUAAAAAAGGCGUGACUUUCAUCUCUACAGAUUAUAUCAUACCGUCGGAAAUGUGUGCUAUGGUGAACGUUAUUUUGGACGCCAAGAAUCAGAGUUUUAAGCUUUGUACUGUCGAUGGUGUCGAUGUGCAUCAAUAUCAUUCCAAGAUUGACGACAUGAUUGAAAAGACGUCAGCGGGAAUGAAUCAAGGAAUGAUUAACAAGCUCAUAACGGUAUUGGAAGCGACGCUCUCUAAGUUGUCUCGUUACGAUGAGGGUUCCCUUAUUGGCUCCAUUCUUAGUCUUACGAAGGUAUCAGGAAGCGGGAAGGAAAUGGGACAAGCUUAUGUAAAUUUUAUGAGAAAUUGCAUAGAUCAGAUUCGCAGCAAAGUCCUUGACGAAUUGUGGAUUUUGACCUUUUUCGAGCAAUGGUACACGGCACAAAUACAAAUGCUAUGUAAUUGGUUGUCUGAAAGACUUGAUCAUAGCCUGCAUUUGUAUCAAUGUACCUGCCUAGCUCAUAUCGUGAAGAAGAUCUACUCGGACUUUGAGCUCCAGGGUGUCAUGGAGGAAAAACUCAACACGAAGACAUAUCAGACUAUAGACAAGAGGAUGAAAACGGAAGAAGCAACUUGUGCCUUAACCAUGAGCGCUCAGAACGAAGAAGGGCUUUCAGAGAAUGGCAAUGAUGACGAGGUGGAGAGACCUAAGACAAAAGUGACGAUCGUUGAGACGAUAACGGAAGACGCGAAUUACGUGGCCAAUUUGAGCAACGUCACAUCGAACGUUGUUGGCAAAGUCGGUAGUAUGUUUGGCAAGGGCAUCGGUGGUCUUUCUACAAAAUUCGGCUCAGCUAGCAAUUGGUUCUAGUUAUUGUUUCUAGCACUCUGCCAGUAAACCUUACAUUCGAUUAGUACGCUCCUUUGUCUAAAUAAGGGGAUGUGAACAGGGAGGCUUUUAAAGGCGUAGACAGUACCCUAUAGGCAGUAUGAUGAUCUAGAAUUUUGUCCAUAUAAACGAAUGAUACGAUUAAACGAUGCAAUCGAUCGGAUCAGUUUGGCUUUUAUCGUUAGCAGAUUUCUCUUCGAGAGAGAGGGUUCCGGCCGUUCGCCGCGACGUUCAAUGCGCGGAGCUACAAAAUUACUUACUGACUAAUCACGAUCAAGAAACUAAUUGUUAAUAUAUUUACUUAGUCAUAACUUUCGAAUUUGAGAUAACAAUGCAUAUUAGACGUAACAACACGCGCGUUGAGAAUUAUGCCAACUCGUUGUGGGCUCGUUUUAAUUAACCGAUUAUCAUUUAUGUUUAAUCUCAGGUAAUAGUGGAAAUAUAGUCGAAAUAUAUUCGGAAAGGCUGAUUGUACGGGAAUACGUACGAUAUAGAGUAUAAAUGCGUAGAUCUGAUCAUAUUACAAAGGUAUAUGUAUAUAAACAUACAUGCAUAUAUGCAACGUGUAAUUAUGAGGUAUUCAUAUAUUCUGUCGUGGUCUGCAUGCGACAGGCUAACGUCGUUAAUAUAUAUUAGCUGAAUUGUCAGAGCGCAGAAUGCAGAUUUUCCUAUCUACUCUGUGUACGCGCGAAUUAUUUUUGCGGAUUUAGUUAUCGGUGGAUAAGAAUACGGGCAUGUAUUUCGCGUAGGCUGGAAAAAAUUCUCGGGUCGAUUGCAACGUUACUUGGAUACGGAUCGCGAUAGUGGAAACGCGGAAAAUCCCGGAA